UAGACGAUCUUCGGCGGAGCUAGCGGGCUAACUGCUAGCUCAAAGAGACGCCAUUAGUUGGGAGAAAAGCAGGCAUUCGCAUCAGGUUGAAAAGGGAAGUAGCUCACUGUUUAGACCCGCUUAUCUCACACCUGUUGGUAGAUAGUGGUAAAAGUAAGCUUCGCGUAUGCUGUCGAGGUGUACUUCUCCUGAUUUUAGCCGUUUUUCCAAAGUCGGAAGCUGAUGUGAGCUACGCAGGACUUCAGUUAGGACGGGGGGUUAGCAUUAGCAUCGCUAGCUUGAUAACGCCUGUUUUGAUAAAGCCGAAAGGACUUUCUGUAACAAACUGCCAGCUAUGGCGGCGGGCGGGGCGGGCGGCAGGACCUACUCCUUCAAGGUGGUGUUGCUGGGGGAAGGCUGCGUGGGGAAGACGUCGCUGGUGCUGCGAUACUGCGAAAACAAAUUCAACGACAAACACAUCACAACUCUACAGGCGUCCUUUCUCACGAAGAAGCUCAACAUCACAGGAAAGAGAGUGAACCUGGCAAUAUGGGACACAGCAGGUCAGGAGCGUUUUCAUGCGUUAGGUCCCAUCUACUACAGAGACUCCAAUGGAGCCGUACUAGUGUACGACGUUACAGACGAAGACUCCUUUCAGAAGGUGAAGAACUGGGUGAAAGAGUUGCGGAAAAUGUUGGGGAACGAGAUUUGUUUAUGUAUAGUAGGUAAUAAAAUUGAUUUGGACAAAGACAGACAUGUUUCAGUGGAAGAGGCAGAGAGUUACGCAGAGUCGGUGGGAGCCAGACACUACCACACAUCAGCCAAGUUAAAUAAAGGCAUCGAGGAGCUCUUCCUGGAUCUCUGUAAAAGGAUGAUGGAAAUGGCUCAGUCUGAGGAGAAGUUGAAGGGCAACGGAGCCAGCCAAUCAGCAGCGGGUAGGCGGGGCGUACAGAUAGUCGACGACGAACCACAAGCCACGCCCGCCGGAGGAUGCUGCUCUUCUGGCUAACACACACUCUCUCUCUCUCUCUCUCUCUCUCUCUCUCUCUCUCUCUCUCUCUCUCUCUCUCUCUCUCUCUCUCUCUCUCUCUCUCUCUCUCUCUCUCUCUCUCUCUCUCUCUCUCUCUCUCUCUCUCUCUCUCCCCCGUCAUACAUGCUUGCAAACAUAAUAUUCACACACACACAUUUACAAAUGUCUCUGUUGUCCAGUUGGUCUCCUUUAAAAUAAUCCCAAAUGUUUCCGCUGUGUUCAUUCAGCUCCGCUUCUGCUGCCAAGGAGCGCGGGAAUUCAUUUUAAAUCCUUGUUCCCUCCAAAAAUAAAAGUAACUUUACGGUUAUGAGUAUCUUUUCAGCCAUUAAAUUGGACAGAAAUCUCAUUUUCAGCACUUUGAUUACUAUAAUUUCCUGUAUAACUUGUGUAUUUAAUACUUAGCAACAUUAAUGAAAGUACUGAAAUAACUCUUGAGGACAUAAAAUGGCGGCUCAAACUUCAGCAGAGAUUUAUGUUGUUGUUUUUUUUUUUGGUGGGGGGGAUAAAACAUGCAUCCAGACACACAAACACACACUGUAUAAACCUCCAUUAAUCAUCAUAUUUAUCUAAAUAUAUAAAUAUGUUUCCUGUUUUCAAACCCGGAGGAGCAGCCGGCUGAAAGUUUGUAGUAAAACAGCUCCACCUGCAGGAUGAAAGAGGAACAUUAAAGGGCAGGUUCACCUGCUUUCAUGUUUAUUUCAAUAUGCUCACCGUCCUCGCACAACUUCUCUGUGAGAGAUGGAGAGUUUAAAGUUUUCUGAAGUGAAUACGAGGCUUCAGCAGGUGGACAUCUUUAGUCCUGGUAGAAAAAUGUGUUUGUCCUGUGUUUAUAACAUCGGCUGAUGCGUCGUCUUGUUUUUAGAAAGGUCACAGUAAAUAGUCUGAAUGUGGAGCGUGAAAGAACAUCCUUAACUCCACCUGCUGACCUUUCAAAUCCGCCUGAUUUUGAAUGUGCUGUUGAUGUACACUGUUGGCCCACGAUGCAACAGAGCGAGGAAGAGGAGCCAGCAACAUUUUAAAGUGAGUUCUGGUACCAAAAAGGACGGGAUACUUUCACUUGAUUUGACUCCGUCUGACUGUUGAAGCCUCAGAUUAGCUUCAGCUGAACUUUUACUGUCCUCCAUCUCGGACAGAGUCGCUGCUUCAGGGUCGGCGUCGAUAGGAGCGACGAAGAGCGAGCAGUAACACUGACCCAAAACCACAAAGUCAAUAACCGAGUGGCUGCAAAAUGAUAAGUCACAAAAGGUCCAGUGAAAUUUGAAAGUGUAGAAGAGCUGUUUCAGAUUUCUUUUAUAUAUAUUCCCAGUCAGCAACUUGCAGUGAAGUGAAUUUGGUGCAAACUUUGAAAGCAGUCCCCAGUUUUUAUUCUGUGCUUUCUUAAUAUAGACGGGGAGUCGGAACCUGUCCUUUAAUAACGUUUAUUAAAUCAAUAAAUCUCUCACUUCAUUCAGAGCUGCACACUUCGUUUAAAGGAAGUUUAAUAACCUGAAAAUUAAAAAUGUUUCCGGUUUUGUGAGAAGAAAAAUAUAAUAAUUUAAUAAUAAAAAUAAAUCUGAAGCUGCUGUUAAAGCUGCAUUUUAUUAAAGUCAAGUUUAGAGAUUUUAAAAAAUGUGUUUGCUGAUAUAAAACUAAUGAAGAAUAAUAAUAAUUUAUCUUAUUUAUCCAACUAUGGAAGAUAUUUUGUUUAUAAAAAUAUAAAACACAGAAAAACUCACAUUGGAGAAACUGAAACCAGGAAAUGUUUUGACAUUUUUUGAUUCACGAUUGCUCCGUUUUUCAGUCUGUAAAUUGAACUACUCUGAUAUUUGUUGUUAUUUUAUUCUUUUCUUUUAAUUCCUAAAUUUUAUUUAGUUUUAACAAACAUCAGUUUGCUAAAAAUAAUCUGGAGAAUCAAUUAAAACGUUUAACAGCAGAAAUAUUCAGAAAUCAGGCUGCAGCAACAUUUAUUUGAAACAUCAGAAAAUUAGACGCCUUUAAAUCGCUUGUUUUGUCAUCAAAACAGCAAAUUAUUUGAUUUACAAAGAUAUAAAAUGGAAAAAACAGCAAAUCCUCUCGUUUCAGAAGCUCAAAACAGAUUGUUUCAGAUAUUUGUGCUUUAAAAAAAACUUAAAUUUCUGUCAAUAUCUUUUGUGAUUUAUUUAAUUGACUAAGUGUUUCAGCUCUAAAUAUAAUAAUGGCUUUCGCAGUGUUGUGCAGCUGCUCCUUCAUCCUCCUCUUCCUCCACACGGUUUUUAACACACACACACUCUCUGUUCCUGGACAGAGAAGUAAAAGCAUGCAUGUUUGAUUUCUGUAAAAUGCUUUGUUUGUUUUACUUUCUAAGAGAAAUGGUAAAUAAAAAAACAACUGAACAGCAA
Messenger RNA from Micropterus dolomieu (smallmouth bass), 3366 nucleotides. It is a transcript of the gene rab21, whose product is annotated as RAB21, member RAS oncogene family. The coding region runs from base 335 to 988 and encodes 217 amino acids. Gene Ontology annotation, molecular function: GTPase activity; GTP binding. The record is from RefSeq and is a predicted model, not a curated record. The transcript has 8 exons. Gene Ontology annotation, biological process: Rab protein signal transduction. NCBI's taxonomy places the organism in Eukaryota, Metazoa, Chordata, Actinopteri, Centrarchiformes, Centrarchidae.